Gekko japonicus is the source of this 4069-nucleotide messenger RNA. RefSeq names its product CDC42 effector protein 1 (gene CDC42EP1). The transcript is spliced from 3 exons. The record is from RefSeq and is a predicted model, not a curated record. Bases 762 to 2030 code for a protein of 422 amino acids. NCBI's taxonomy places the organism in Eukaryota, Metazoa, Chordata, Lepidosauria, Squamata, Gekkonidae.
CACGGAUUUGGGGGCUACGGCGGCUUUGGCAUCCCCGGCCGGGGUCGGAAAAGUUCUUGGCCGUUCUGUCACCCUUUGUCGCGGCUCUUCUCUCGUAAAGCCAAGCGUCUUUAGAAAUCCCAGAACGUCGGUUUUGCAAGGGAAAGUGCCCUAUGGCAGAAAGCCAGGAUCAAGGCAUUUGACCUGAGAUUCCCGUUCCGGCUGCUGUGGCCUGCUACUCCAUCUGUUGGCCAACUCCUGCACUAGAGCGAGGUGGGAUGAGAGAAAGAGAGAGGGAGAAAGAACGGAAGAACAGUCAGCAGAUUAACAUUAAUCCUCCAGCUUUGCUCACUUCCAGCCAGACAAGAACAGUCACCGGACUAAGAACAGACUCCUUGGUCAUCGUUUCACCCUUUGUUUGAGGAGGGAGGCCCAGAUUGUCAUCCACACUCUGCAUUCCUGAAGGACCUAGCCUACAAUCAACAAAUCAGCCUGGGACCUCCAUGAAAGUUGUGAGGACAAAGGAAAAGGGUGUAAGUUAGAUUCCCACUCCCUACUGGAAACCCAGAAGUUCCAUGACAGGUGGGUCUUCGUUCUUUGACUAGCCAGAAGAAGAAGGGCAGAAGGGCGAAAGGAUAACACAAAUGAUGGGGAGAGGUCCUGGAGUGUGACUGACCUCUGAGACGUGUACCCCACAUCAUCACCACUGCCCAAGUGAAGCCCAUCUGAUCUGAGGGACAGAAUACACAGUUUCUGAGAGAGGGCUUCAAAGAGGCUAAGAGAUGAGUCUUGGGAAGCUGCCAGUAAUCAGUUGGGUAUCCGGCUCCCACAACAAGCGGCGCCUGAAAGGAGAUCUUACACCAGACAUGAUCAGUCCACCACUGGGGGACUUCCGCCAUACCAUGCAUGUGGGACGUGGUGGAGAUGCCUUUGGGGACACUUCCUUCCUCAGAAACCAUGGUGGCGAGGCAGCCAAACCCAAUAACUUCUUUGCCCGGACACUCAGGCACGUAAGGAAGAGCCCACUAAGGAACCGGGGAAGCAGAAGUAAUGAUGAGGCCUCGCCGACACCUCCUGCCAUCUCGCCUAUCAUCAAGAAUGCUAUAUCACUGCCACAGCUCAAUGAGGGUAACUACGGGAAUGAUGGCUGUGGUGUAAACUUUGCCUUCAAGAGCACACCUAACAGCUUCUCUGACUAUGGACUAGAAUCUGGAUUCUGCACCAUCCCCCGUGUUCCUCGCUCAGAGAAGACCCAGGACAGCUCCUAUACUAAUGAAUUGGCUCUGGCUCGUUCCGACUCCUUGCUGUCUUUCCGCCUUGAUCUUGGUCCCUCACUCAUGAGUGAACUCCUUCAUGUCAUCAGCUUCCCUGGAGACCUCAGCAGCAAAGACAGAGGAGAGGAGGAAAAUGAGGAAAGCAAAACUCCAAACAGCAGUGAUGCCAGUUCUCCACUUCACCUGAAAAAGAGCACCUGGGCAGAGGCCUCUUUGCCCCGGAGAUCAGGGUCACUACACAAUAAUUGUGAAGAGAGCAAAGUCUCAUCAGGCUUUUGGAGUCACUCUGAAGCUAGCUUGCCGCUAGGACACUCAGUAUGUACCAAUGGAGACUCUCAUUCCAUAGAGUUGUCCCAGGAAGGGUCACCCUGUUCCAGGGGAAAGAGCUCUAACCCAGGAGCAGGAGCUGCUGAGCAAAAAGAGACCUACUGGCAAGGGUACCGGAAGGACUGCAACGUGGAAGCAAGAGAAUUUGACCAUGCCACCCAGGUUCUAGCUUGCCAUUAUGGCCCAGGAAGCACAUACCACAGCCUACAAGAGCAGGAAGAAUCAGGAAGCCAAGCUUCAUGGGAAAGCCCAGAUUCCAACACAUGGUGCUGGAAGGCAGGCAUGGCAGCACAACAGGCACACAGAGCUGGGUGGCACCAAAGAGCAGAGGAAGAAGAGGAGGAGGAGGAGGAGGAUUUCUCAGGAGACUGUGCAACCAUUGCCAGAGAGGGACACAGUGAUUCCUUUGAAUAUGUUGAUGAGGACGAGGAAGAUGAAGUUAAGGUCUGAAUAGCCAUAUAUGCUCUGUUGUGACCUCCCACUAUGAGAGUUAAAAGAAGCAAUGACAGUUGGCACAUUGAGGGUGAACUCCCAGGGUUAAGUUUUUUGGGAGUCCCCCCCCCCCGUGGGUAUAGAAUGGCAGGUGAAGGAAGAAGCUUGUUUCUCUGUCCUGCUCCCUACCCCCUCAACUUGAGCAUUUUAAGAAAGGGUUCAAAGAAAAGCAGGAGAGCCAGAAGUCAAGUCCCUGCUGCUGAUUCCUUACAGCCCCCUCUCUGGUUUGCAGCCAGCAUUUAAAGACACUAAUGAGUCUUUAUCCCUAUUGGCUGGCUGACUCUGCCACUGCAGCGUGGGCCAUGACCCCUCCACACAUUGAUAGAAAUUAUUCUUGAUAAAAGAAAUGCAAAUGGGACCGCCAGCAGGACCCUCUGCAUCCGUGGUGCACCGUUAUAGGAAGGGAAGAAUGAGGGGGGAAAGGGAAAAAAAUCUGAGGUGUAGGAAGAUCAGGAAAAAAUGCAGGACGUGAACACAGCUACAUGCAACAUUACCCAUUUCGCUGUCAGGAGAUGGCUGUUGCUUGAAGAAAAGAUCACCAGGGCUGUUUUUCCGGUCAGAUAUACAGACAUCACACCAUUCAAGAAGUUCCCCCUCUUUUGCUUCCCUUGGAACAUCAGAACUGGUUUGGACUGAAAAAGAGCUCUUGGGUAUUUCAUCCGUUUCUUCAUUUAUCAAAGUCCAGGUUAGACCAGGACAAUUCAUUUUGCAUUCUGGCGAAGAAAUAUCACCCAGGUCUUCUGCAAGUAGUAACCCUGAAUCCAUUCCAGGUUCCAAGUUAUAUUUUUUCCUGCUUCAAAGGAAAGCACAAGAAUUCAGAAAUCCUCCCUGUCAGCUUGAGAGGGUAUAAGAAUCCAGUUCUUAGAAAAGCUCGCAGAGGGAGACCUCCUUACACCUGGCCCUGGAUCUCCUACAGCAAGAGUAAAGCCUGAGCAGCGUUGUACCUGAUCUUUUCGUUUUUGCCCCCUGCACACAGGACCCUGCACGACUGUGAUGGGGCAACUUACCCACAGGCUGCUUGUUCUGUGGUGAAAUGAGGAGACCGUUUUUCUCAGGCCUUGAUGGGUUAGAUUCAACCCCAGGUCAUGCCUUAACAUGCCUGUGCUAUCCUAAAGGACAUUAAUCUGACCUCCAGGGCAAUUCAAGAAAGGAUAAUGAGGUGAUACAGUCCGGAGAGUGGAGGUUUGUGGGGAGACAUGUCUGGAAAGAGAAGUCUAGAACAAGCCUUCUCCCUGAGGCGGCCAGUUAUUGAUGAGGCAGUUUCCACAAAGGGGUGCUUUCAAAAGGGAUCAGUGAAAACUGAGUCUCCCCAAGAUGUGCCCAACCAGAAAAGACUGAAUGGAUAUGAGUGUGAGAGAUGAGAUGUUCCCUUAGCACAGCAGCAAUCUGAGAAUCAGACUUCUAGUCCAUCUUCUCCGGCUCUGCAUAUUUUGGGAGAUACUCACACACAGCUCUCUGUUUUUUUCAACCCCUUCCUGGUCUGCAUUUUUCCACGGUCAAAUCAUCAAAUUCUCAAGAAACUAUUCAGAUGAGAAACAAAACGGAUGAAGCAGAUGCCAGACAGCACACUAUUGAGGACAUCCCAACCACGGGGAAAGGACUGUGUCACGGCAUUUAAUAUGGCUGCUAGCAGAAACCAGAAUGUAGCAGGGAAUGCAUUUGAUCUAUACAAAUUAAUUUUAAAAAAACAGCAACCCAGCAACAACCAGGAAUAUCAAUUUGUCUUGAUCCAGUUACUGAAAAACGAUUCCCUAAAGGCUGUUCACUUGGGAGGGGAUUGUCUUGUUCCGGCAUCAAAGCACCCACAUGAGCAGAAUGUCUGUGGGGAGGUUCAGACUCCUUCUCCCUAACAUCAGAGAAGAGGGUGCAGUUUCUGCACCACUCCGUGAGCUCUUUCCCCCUUUUCGGUCCAGCAAGAUGGAAUAUAUUAAAUUGUUUCCUCUCAGCUACAUACAAGUGCACACACCUAUAGGUUUAGGAACCCUUGCCUGGUCCCC